AGAGAGAGAGAGAGAGAGAGAGAGAGAGAGAGAGAGAGAGCUCUUUGAGACACACUGAAGAAUGAUGUCGAGUGGGCGUUGGGUCUGGGGAGGCACAAAGGGGUUAAAAGGAACGUGGAAACCAAACCUUCAGAGCCCAAGGAAGAAGGGUCAUUGAAUCUAUAUAAAGCUGGAAGAAGCGCCCCUGGGUCAAACAAACUACCUCCCAGGGUCCGAACAGCCACUCUCCCACUGCUGUGAAUACAGCUGCCACCCCCGCCCUCCGCCCGCACCCCCUCCCACUCUUAGGCUGACUAGAAAAGCCCACGGAAACCGCGAAGGAGCCCGGGCAGGCCCUGCCCAGAGUCAAAAGGAGGAGGGGGAAGGGGGAAAGCCAGUAUCCCCCACCCCCGGCGGAGGGGGCGGGAAGCGAGCUGCGGGCGCGGGGCAGCUUGCUGGACUUUGUGCAGCUGCCUGGGAGAGCGGAGCUGCAAGGAUGCUGCUGCCGAGAAGCGGGAGCGCGGGGCGGCGACCGCAGCUUUGGGCGACCCUCCUCUGUUUGCUGAGUUUGCUGUCUGGAGAAGGAGAAGCGGCAGAUAACAGUGACCUCCAGGACACAACACUGAUGACGGGACAAGAACCUUUACUUUCUUCUACUCCUCUAUGGAAAGGAUCAACAGCUGGAGAAACCGUGAAGGAUACCAGCCCCAGCCCCAGCCCCAGCCCCAGCCCCAGCACCAGCCCCAGCCCCAGCCCCAGCCCCAGCACCAGCCCCAGCCCCAGCCCCAGCCCCAGGUUCACUUCUCAGAAAAGCAGCCUCGCUCCAGAGAGUACGCCUUCAACCACACCUAACGCAGAAACCUCAAUACCUGAAACUCAGAAUCCCAUAACUACUUCUGGAGUCAACUCAACCUCUGAAACUGUGAACUCCUCUGCCCUAAGUGAGAGUCUUCCAGCCACCACCACGGUGCCAAUAAACUUGACAACAGCCAAUGCAUCUUCUCCAGAGGAGAUUGUAAUGACCAGCAUGCCUGAAACCACAUCAGGUCCCCCCAACAGUACCAACAUUUCAGCAUUGCCUACAGAAACAUUACUGACUGAUGUAGCCCCAGUUAUAAUUGAGAAACACAUCAAAUGCUUAAAAAUCAAACAAGUACAAGCAUCAAAGGGUAUCUGCUUGGAGUUGAAUGAGACCUACAAUUGUGAGGAUUUUAAAAGGGCUCAGGGAGCCAACCUGACCAAGGUGGUAUGUGAUCCCAAGAUGGCGGAGCCGGACACUGGGGCCCAAGGCUGCUCCCUGAUCCUGGCUCAAUCUGAAGUCAAGCCAAGCUGCAUGAUCUUGGUUCUGGAUUCCAAAGGUGACAUUUCCUACAUGCUCCAAACCAUGAAUAAGCAGAAAUCUCACCUGGAAAAGUUAGGGAUCCAGGACUUCCAGGAGGAAGACAUCCGGAAUCACCAAAACUAUUCCCGAAAAACGCUGAUUGCCCUGGUCACAUCGGGUCUCCUGUUGGCAGCUCUGGGCACGGCUGGCUACUUCCUCAUGAACCGUCGGAGCUGGAGCCCCGCAGGAGAGAGGCUGGGAGAAGACCACUAUUACACGGAGAACGGUGGAGGCCAGGGCUACAGUGCAAGCCCUGGCGCCAGCCCUGAUCCACAGGAAAAGGCCAGUCAGAGCCGAGGAGCCCAAGAGAAUGGGACCAAUCAGGCCACGUCCAGCAAUGGCCACUCAUCAAGACAGCCUGUGGUGGCUGAUACGGAACUGUGAUGAGACAGCGAAGGGCUUAAAGAUGAUGGGGCCAAGGAAAAGACCUUCCUCCAAGAGACUUCCCCACCCUCACCUCCCCACUGUCCAUGUAGCACCCACCUCCCAAACUGAUCUUUUUCUUUGUCAUUGUCCCUCUCUCUUAUUACACAUACCUUUCUUGUGUCCCUCUGUUGGGUUGGGGGAAGGAAUUUCGCUUAUUACAAAUGCCUGGGUCAAUGGUGCCUCUCUUUACUGCUCCAUGCAGAGUGCCUCCUGGCAGCCCUAACUCUUACCUUGAUCUAUUUGGGGUCAGAGCUCACAUGUAGAGGCUCCAAAUAGAGACCAGGGGCUCCUGGGCCAUGAGCCAGGCGCUGGACAAAUCUCUGUCCCUACUAGGCCAGAGAGUUACUUAAUCUCUGACACAUUGGUCACUCUAUCCACCUGCCCACUCUUCACUGCCUAGGAAGAGAGGAAAAGUUGGGGCUGCCAGUGCUUCUGUGUAAGAUGCCCAUUAUUCAAGGGCUAUUUCUUCCUUUCUCAUAAGGAAGUCACAUUAACCACUUGCUGUCCUUCCUGCCUGUGCAUCAAGACUAAAAAUCGUGUUUUCCCCAAAACAGAAUUGGCUGUCCCUGCCUUCCCUCUUAAGCCCAACAUAGCUCAGCCAGUCCCUUUGUAAGCAAGUGUGGCCCUUGGGCCGCUCUCUGUGAGAGAGGAACUAGAACUAACCAACUUCUUAAAAAUUUUUUUGUCUACCCUCCUGCAUUUGUAUGUCUAUAUUCUGAUGUGUGGAGCCACAUCAAUGACAUCAAAUUGUACUCAAUCUUGGCCUCCUGAGCAAAGUGGGUCAGGGCAGAAGGAGUGGGGACCACAAAUCUCUCCUUCCUGGGCACAAGAUGUUGGGUCAAAGGGUCAGGCCUUUUGCCUGGUUUCCCUGAGAAAGUGCCCAAACUAGGAAGGCAAGAUGACAUUAUUUCUGGCUGGCUCAGCCUUGACCCCAACCUCCAAAACCUAGCUCCUCCAUCCUUGCCAAGGUCCUUGUCUCUAGCUCUCAGCAGUUUCUGUUAGUGCCAUCUCCGUAUAAGCCUCAUUCCCCCAAUUUCCCAUCCCUCGACACCCCUUUCACAUCCAGCCCUCCUUCCAUCACCUCCAAGAGUCAGCCUCUUGGGAGAAAAAGGUAGAAUAGCUUUGGAGAGGUAGGAAACAGGAGUCCCUGGGUUCAGCAGCCCUUAGGAGCAUCACUUUCCAGAGGCAGGGAAGGGGGUUGUAGUGUUGUUUGUUUGUUUUUUUCCACCUUGAAAAGUUUGUAAAUACUGUAAUUAAAGUGAUAGUAAAACGGGUAUGUUUCUACCA
This is a messenger RNA of Monodelphis domestica (gray short-tailed opossum), 3073 nucleotides long. It is a transcript of the gene CD34, whose product is annotated as CD34 molecule. Gene Ontology annotation, cellular component: membrane. Lineage: Eukaryota; Metazoa; Chordata; Mammalia; Didelphimorphia; Didelphidae. Gene Ontology annotation, biological process: cell-matrix adhesion. The record is from RefSeq and is a predicted model, not a curated record.